ACAAAGACGUCUGAUCUGACCGGGGAGGUGCUGUGCUGGUUCUAAUUAUUUUAAGAAAACAGGUAAUGUAGCCUUAAAUUAUAAAAAUGACGUAAGCACAAGGAAUAUAAAAUCAAUGAAUGAUCAGUAAAGGAGGCACAAUCCGACGUUUCAGCGAGAUGUAUUCUCCUGUGGUCUUUGGAUGGCUGCUGAUUUUUCUCCGCGCUUUGCCUGUACUCAGUAUAGACCAAUCAGGUAAGAGGUUUACCAUGUUAUAGUUUAAAACGUUCUUUUAUCACUGCGUCCUAAUCCUGUGACAAAUUUCCAGCAUCUUCCUAAAUUCAUGUAUUAAAAAGAAAUUAAGAAAUUAGAGAACCUCUACAAAAUAUAUAGGAACGGUCUAUUUCUCCCUCUGGUUCUCAACAGUAGGUGAUACACUUGAUCAAACCUUGGCCUCACGCAAAGCGCUGUUUUGUUAAACUGUUUAAAUUACUGGCCCAAUAGGUUCGACGAGCAAAAACGAAACUCUGCACCGCUUAACACUUUUUGAACACGUUUUGGCCGUCCUUCCCAGAACUAUGAAGUGAAAUAGUCGAAAUACCCUGUUAAAACGUUUUCUUAAGGUGACACAAAAUCUCUUUUCACCUUCAUUUGACGGAGUGAGCCUUUGAUUAUUGUGGCUCACGUGUGGCUAUAAUUAAACGAAAUUAUCGCCUUGUUUUUGUUAAACAAUUGGUUUGGUCGAUAAAUGAAUUUUAGUGAUGUUAGCUAACAGAUAAUUGAUCUGAUUAAUUAACAUCGGGUGGUACCAAGUUAUCGUUCGACUUCUCUUUCAUCUGCUCCAUUUAAACAAUUUUGCUGGAGUGAAAUCGAAAAUGACUUACAUAAUCAAGCUAGCUUGUGGACAAAAAACAAUAUUAUUGUGAAUCGUGACACGUUAACAUUUUUUAAGAACUUCUACAGCCGGAAACCUGUAGUACUCAACAUUCAACUUGAGCGACUAACAUUAAGUUGUACCACCCAAGUUUCAACUUCACGUUUGAACAUUCAAAGUUAAUAAUUCAACUCUCAACAUUUGACACGACUGACAUAAUCACGCAUUCUUGAAAACUGAGGGCACAGCAUUCUACGAAAAUACACAACAUGUAAGUUGUGCAACCAACAUUCAGCUUUUUUUCAGAAAGUAAGAAAUUAUUAUGCUCCCUGGCUAACACCGGAACUAAAAAGGUUGAAGCUACUAACAACUGUCAGAAUUGUUGAAUUGUUAACUUUGAAUGUUGAAACGGGAAGUUGAAAGCUGGGUGCUACAACUUAAUGUUAGCCGCUCAAGUUGAAUGUUGAGUACCAAAGUUGAUUUUUGGUGGGGAUUAAGCACCAUAUUACAGUUACUUUUUGCCAUUAAAGAAAGAUAAAAAAGGAAACGGGUUGUAAUUUUACAAAAUUUUAUACAGAAAACUAUAAUUAGUCACGGUUUAUGGGUUAAUUUUUCAGUUAUAUCGUGGAAGGAAGGGAGUCGUUUCGGUUCAGGCAGUUGAAUUUCCUUUAUUUACCAUUCUGUUUUUCUCGGUUUCAAACAAUAUCAAAAACAAUUAAUAAGUCGACAUAGCCCGAGAAAGGUAGAAUAUUCAUGAGCCUCAAUAGCAUAAUAACCUUUAGAAAACUGUUUUCACUGCAUACAUAAUUGUCCCGUGACGCGGGAAAUAAGUAUCUCCUUUAAAUUUUUGCGUGCUGGUGGCAUGAUGCAUUGCGGCCCUUCCUUAGAAUUGCUCGGUUUUUGCCAGUGCCUCUUGGCCACUUCAACAGAGUUCAGUGAAAGUGAGUUCUAAGUUUCGCUGUGGUUUCAACCGCCGCCAUGAGAGUUUGAAUUUAUCGUACAGCAAAUCGAAUCGCUGGGGCUAGAGGUGAAUAUUUUGGGAGGUGGUAAUUGUUAUGUGGCUGUCUUCCCACUAGAAUCCCUUGCAAAGAAUCUUCUGGAAAUUUUUAACCUUUAAUAAUACCACCAACUUAUUAAUGUGAACACUCGAGUCACUGAAAAAUCCGCGCCUACUAUAGAUUUAUUCGUAACCAAAAACAAGGAAAAUUAUACGCAUUCUUGGGUUUGUCACUGACAUCGGAAUUAGUGACCAUUCUCCUCAUUACUACCAUCCGCCAGGGGCACCCAACGAGAAUAUAGUUCAAAACCACUUAAACAUAGAAUUGUUAAACGUAUUUUAGUAUUUAAACGGUAGAUAUAGGCAUAUUUUAAUCCCCUAAAAAUUUUUGAUCUGUUCGGAUUUCUUAGCUGAAAGUCUAGUGAUCCGAAAAUUAUAGGGAUCAAAACUUAACUUUUCGAAAAUUUCAGCCAGGAAAAAGGCUCCCGAAAAUUCUAGGUGACCUUUUUAGGGUAAAAAUUCGUUAAAAAUAGGCAAUUAUACCAUUUUUUAGAUGUUUGAAAAUCCUAGGAGAGGCAGGCAAGCAAGAAAUUUUACAACAAAUGUUCCGAAAAUUCUAGAUCUCAAAUCGUCUUCCGAACAGAUAUUUUUCCGAAAAUUGUCUUUGGGUGCCCCUGAUCCGCACAGCGCGCAAAGCGCAAAUGAAAACUGUGGAGUGUGACUCUUGCUGGGAGCCUAAUGGACACAAUGGACCAGCGCGUGCUUUAUUGACAAGAUAGCUUAGCAAUACAGUUCAACAAUACAAAUGAUCUUAGAAGUAAUACCAAAAAAUUACAGAAAUUAUAUAAUUUCUACACAAACAAACAUUUAAAUAAUGUGGAACGCGACAAACCGGUAAAAAAACCAUUGGGACAAAAAAAAAACCGGGAACGUACUUCUCGAUCGAAUGCAGUGUAUCGAGCUCUGAGGAUUAGAGCUUUAGACUAAUCUAGGAACUAAUAAUAAGUUUGGUCACCGACAAGACAACAGCUGUCCAAAAGGCGAGAUAGACAAAAAUGCUUCUACAUCGAUGUUUACUGUAACAAAUAUUCAUAACGUAUAUCAAAUGUAGUUACGUAACCUCUAUUGAAGGACUGAGUAAUUAAGAACAAAAGGUUGACACAAAUGUGAAAAGAAUGCUACGAACCGUAAUGAAACAGUUUUUCAACUACACGUUGUUGCGUUGAAAAACAUUUAUUAUCUAUGGAGUUACAAAAUUUUGUACUCCCAAAGGGAAACCAAAGAUUGUGAAGUCGCGACUAUUUAAAAUUUUUGAUACUUAUUCAUUCCACGCCGACCUUAGCUUAGCACCCUGGCACCUAGUUCAUUUGGAAGGAAAUCCAAAUCGUGCCUGGGAAAUGUGACUUCCAUGCACCAAAGCGUAAAAGGAAAGUGAGAAAUUAUUAUGCUCCCUGGCUAAGCUUAAAUAUUAGCACCCUGGCACCUAGUUCAUUUGGAAGGAAAUCCAAAUCGUGCCUGGGAAAUGUCUUUUUAAAAGAUUCAAUAUUCAAGGAGCCUUUUUCUAGUUUCGACCAUAUAUGAGGUCCUAGAUAUCUAAGAGAAUGUUGUCCAUAGUUAAUAACGUUAAAAAUAGGAAUAUCAAAAUCACUGGUAAUAACUAGUGCUUUUCUGCUUAAAUAGUUCGUCAACUUUGUACAUUAAUAUAGCGAUACCUUGUAGUCUUCGAUUUAGAAGUGAAGGUACCUCUUCGCGAACCAAAAGGUUUUCGUGUGAUUCUGAAGUUAAGAGGCAGUCUCCCUAAAAGCGUUCCACUCGAUUUCGGACUCGAAAAAACUUUUGCCUUAUAAUUUUACCAUCAACCUUACUAUGCAUCCUAAUAACGAAAUUGCAGUUAGAAUGAGGAAAUUGUUUAUUUUACUGCCAUUCUCAGCAUUUCAUUGCUGGACAGCUGUUAGCGGCUAAAAUAUGCAAAUUUUAGUCUCUGUUAUACAGAUUUUUCAACGAUCGUUCUAAAGUUCUUCGGAUCAUCAAAUCCCAGACUAUUUGCACUCAUUUUCUUUUGACUGUUCCAAUAUCAUUUAGGCAUUACGUUUCUGUAAUCAGCAAAAACUGGUCGUCUUUAUUUCACUAAUCCAAUUAAGAAAGCAAACUGUACGAAAAAAUGCCUCAAAAUCCUCAGUUAUGCACCUAUCAAUGUAAAUCCCGCCAGGGGGUGGGGAGUGCGGGCAAGAGGUGGGCAUUUGAUGCCUGAGACUAUCCUCCCUGUCGGGCUUUUGAUCGUGCGAAGCUACCCCGGGGUCGGGACAUUUGACGUAAACACUUUUCAGUGUAAAACAGAGUGGGGUCUGGGUACCAGAUUACAUUUGACUUUGACCGACAGAAGCCUGGUAUCAAUUUAGAAGCGGUUACCAAGUAUGUCCGUCAAGGCUUUCUGAAGGUCACGCUGUUGGGGAAAGGUAUGAAGUUUUUAUUUGUUUUAAUCGCCAUAGUCGGAUACUUUAAACUGUCAUCUAACCAGAUAAUGUCUAUUUUGAGAAAGUUCUUAUCUUCAAGUUCCCAUCUGAUUGUAAAACUCGAGUGAAAUCGAAUUCCACUAUGGAAGUCAGAGGAUUUUUUACUGGUCACCGGCACCGAUUGUACGUUUCAUUAAUAUUAUAAUAGCACGGCGGUAGCGAAGCUACGUUUUAUAGAAAACCCUAUAUAUAAUAUUUAUUGUAGUAAAGUAUUAAAAUAUGCACAAUUUCAAGCGUCUUUUUAAUUUUAAUAGUAUCAAGUAAACUCACAACACUGUUGAUGUAAAAUACAAAUAUCCACAUUUUCAGUCAAUCUUCCUGGAGUGAUUAUGUUGUUCAAAAUAAGAGAUGCUAGUGGAGAGAGAAAAUACUUAAUUACAGCGAGUAAUUUAACGUAGCUUACGUUAACCUUAAAUAAAAGUAGUAAUAGCGUACUUUUGAAAUGUUCUUUAAUUCGUUUUAUAUAGUAUUAUAGUAUUGCUUGUUUAGAUUUUUUCCCCUGGGGUGGGGCUGUUUUGACACUUUUGAUUGACCUUUCUUUUCCCACCCUGGGGGAUUUGAUCAAAAAAUUUUUAAAUUUUUCAAAUCCCCGCCCCUUGCCCGGAUUCACAUACAUCUGAACAACAGCUGAAGGAUCUAGGAUCACAUUUUUAAAAAUCGGCCUUUGGACCCUUCGUGUGGAUCCAAGUUCAUAUUGAUAUCGAUUUUACUAAUUAAAAUUAGGCGCCACCGCGUUUAUCAUUUCGUUUUUGCGACUUCGACAUUUGAUACACCAGCCUACCGCGGACAAUGUUGUUGAGCCACUCUUAGAGGGUCUUAUUGCUUUUUUGUCUGCAUACCGAGAUGCUAUGAAAAAGAAUAUAAAGACUCAAACACUUCACGAAUCUUAUGGGGAAAAAAAUACAAAAACAAACAGCAAAACAAAAAACUAGCGAGAUUGCGUGCAAGGAAACGAUGGUCUCGUACAAAUUUCCCUAAAAUAGUCAAAUAUAAAUCCCCUAGUCGUUCAAAGCUUAACAACUUGACAGGCUAACGGUUUUAUUUAGUGGUGGUGUGAACAGGUUACAACUGGACACUGUCAGGCUACUCAGUCACUUCACUCACCGUCCAUCACGGAAUUGAUAGCGUACAGCAUUACCAGCAUAUCACUAGCACUGUACAUAGACAAUCAUAUCAGAUUUGUUAUCGAAGGCCGGUAGAUUUAUACAUCUAAAAAUUUAUACUGAUAGGUAUCCGGACACCACCUGCGAUCAAGCAAGGAAUAAAAUCAAGUAAUAAAAAGGAAGUUUUUCUGCGAAGCUUUAGCGAUAACUGUUGUACGAUUACCACAAGAACUACCGAGAAAAUCUCAGUCGCUUUAUUACGCCUGAAAAAAAGAGGGACUACGCCAAGUGUAACUUUAUUUCUUUCGAUGAUCGGCCUCGACAGGAAUGCUUUAUAAAAAGAUGUGAAGUGUUUAAAUGAAUAUUAAAAAAACGAACUGUUAAAAAUGCAAUAUGAUAGACAAUAAAAGGAUUUUGCAAAAUCACAAAUCUGUUGCUCGCAAAAAGAGGCUCGAAGCUCGCACAAAAUGGCUCCGGCUCGCCGGCUCGCAUAUUAGUUACUCUCUGAACGUUGAUGCAAAUGACGCUAUGUCGGAUGGUAGGUUGUCGUAAUUACCCUUGCGAAAUCUGUGAACUCUCACAUUUCGGCCUCCAUCUUAAGCCGUCUUAUUCAAUUCUAACGCGAGUAUAGCUGUGGUUUGGUUUUCUGAGUAAUUGAAGGACUGCAGGUGUGUGAAGGUCUGAUCCUUGUUAUUGGUGUUGCCAUCCCCCCUUCGUUAUAGUGUGGAAGGCAGGACAUUGGUUGGGGCAGGAGCAGUUUCCUCCCAUAACUUAGUUCCCCGUGUCGGGACAAUAGGUAUGCAGUGGGAAUACUAUACUGUAUUUAGCCCGACACUAAAACGAAUCCCUAACCAGAUGAGAUGAUUUCACUAGUCAUGAUGACGUCAUGGGUCAUUAGCAUAUUAACUCUAACCCUUACAUCAGUUUGUACUAUAAGAGGUUUUUAGAAAUAAAUUAUUUUCAUAACGCUGGACUAUGGCUGUUAGUUGAAAAACACUGCUCAUGAUUUCAUUGCAUCUUGCAAAGCAAGACACUAGAAUUUGCGUACGGCGACAAAAUCAGAUUCUUUCAAAUGACAAUGGAAAUACAUGUUCGGUGGCACAGUGUCAAUGCCAAAAAUGAUUAAGGCUUUGAACAUUUUACAGAAUUUGAAAACCCUUCUAGAUUUGCACAAGUCAUACUCAGCCGAAUGUUGAAUAAUUUUGAAAUAACUGGUUUUAACGCCCCCGGAUUUCCUAUGAUUUUCAUCUUAUUCAAUUUUGUAUAUCAGUGCCUUUUUUGUAUUUUGUGUUAUUAAAUUGAAUCGUUGCCUGUUUCAUGCAAUAUGGUAACCAGUUUGCCUAUUUUAUGACUAAAUAAAGCUAAACUGCGUUACAAAUGUAGGUCAUUUUAUGUAUGUCAUACAGUAGGCGGGUUGCAGUACGUUAAACGGUAUUAUACCGGAUGACGGCCGUGGAGUGGUUGUGUGGGAAAAACAUCAGCGUUCAAGCAAGAAAUCUGUAAAUUAUUUUCUGUUUCUAGACGGUGCUGGCCUAAACUAAUCCUCUUACUGGAGUCUUUUUAAAAUUUUUCUUUUAUAGUUCUUUUUUUGGAAUUGAAUUGAGGGGCCAUAUUAAUAGUAGGUAGGAACGACCAGGCGUAGGAGUGUGUUGAAAGAGUUUUUUGCAUUUAUUCAGGUGCUGAUGAUGAAUCAAGCGAUUGUAGUCUUUUUGUUUCUCAUCAAACUGGUAAGGACUUAUUUCGAUGCGGUUCCUCUGACGCUCCGUGUCAGACGCUACAUGCAGCAUUACUUAAAGUUAAAGAUGGAGGGAAGAUUUGUCUUGAUGGAAGUGACGGUGAGUCUCAUACGCACAGCUGUGAAAGGGUGGAAAGUCCAAGGAGAAUGAUUUUUUUUCAAAUACCAAACAAUAUAACCAUUCAAGGCUGGCGUGGAAGGGCGCACAUCUCGUGCAUAAAACCUCUCUUUGCCGUAUUUAAACACUCGCAAGAUAUGACAGUCAAGCUAACUCUCGCAAACCUUGUUCUUCGCAACCACAGCCUAGUUUUUAGGUUUAGCACCGUCAAUGUCUUUAUUACUAACUGUACGUUUAUGAACAGCCAAGAAGCAUUUGCCAUUCUUCAAGCCAGUCACUCUCCUGUGUCAAGAACGCAGUCAUCCAGUCUCAUCAUCAGCGACUCAGAAUUCUUAAAUAAUACCGUAUCCGUCUUGGUUGUUAUGUUUCAUGGGGAACUUACCUUAAACAUAUCGAGGUGCGUCUUUCAGGGCGGAGUGGAUGGCGUACGUCUCGAUGGAACCUCCUCGAACAUAACGGCAUCAGCAGCGGUGUACAUUAAAGUUAUUGGGGGGAAAUCCCGAAACACGACGGCAAAAGCAGAAGGCUUUAUCAUCGAUUCCGUUUUUCGUGAACUUGGUCACGAAAAUAAUGGCUUUGCAUUGUCAUUUCUGUCUAACGGUAACAUCUUUACCAACGGAACUUUGAGAAUAUAUAACACCACAUUCUUGCACAACAAAAAUGCUGUAUUAGUUGAUAGAGGUUUAGACGCACAACUAGAGAAUGUGAAGAUUGAUUCUACGAACGGGAAUGCCAUACGCGUUAAUAACCUUUCCACAGUCUCAACUACAAGAUCAUCCAGUCUUCUGAUCAGCAACUCAGAAUUCUUUAAUAACAGUGAAUCCGUCUUCGUGGUUCUGUAUAAGGGGGUGUUCACAUUAAACAUAUCGAGAUGUAUUUUUCAGGGAAAGAUGGGGCGAUUUAAUGGAACCUCCUGGGAUAAAACGACCAUGGCUGCAGUGUACGUCAAAUUAGUAAACCAAUCGCGAGAAUCGACGGUACAGGCAGUCGGCCAUAUCACGGAUUCCGUCUUUCGUGAGCUUGGCCACGAGAACAAUGGUUUCGCAUUAUCAUUACGGGCUUACAAUUACUUCUCUACCGCUGGAAAUUUAACAUUAUAUAACACCACAUUUCUAAGGAACGAAAAUGCCAUAUCCGUGACUGGUGGAUUUGACGUUCGACUGUCAAAAGUGAAAAUCCAUUCCACUUAUGGGUACGCAUUUGUGGCCAGUGGACCUCCAAAACGAAAAGAAACGGAUGCUGAUUUAAGGGUGUUUCUGGAACUCUGCAUUUUCUGGAACAACAAAAUUGGCGUUCGAAUGGCGGCCAACAUUUGCCUGAAUGAUGUCCUUGUUUGUAUGGCUAGCAGCCAAUCGCUAGUUGUCAAAGACAGUUUUUUUAUCGGCGGUAAUGAGACGCGGGGUACGGGUGAUGCAAUCAGAUUCCAGGUGUACUCGGAUUAUUUAUACAGACCACCAUUUAUCAAGGGUGAGCUUAUCCUCGAAAACGUCACUUUCCAAGAGUUACACAACAGCGCUCUGUAUGUACGCAUGCAGAAGAACGUUAUAGGGCAAGUAUUUGUGAAGGACUGCAAGUUUGUGAACAAUUCGGCACUCAUUGAGCGCCUUAGUGAACAGCCAACUGUAAAAAUUGAAUUUGACGAAGAGGAUCCUCCGAAGUGUUUGAACAACGACAAACUGGUGUGGAAAAAUAGAUCUCAGAUACGGGUGAUAUUCCAAGAUAGCGUUAUCGAAGAUAACGUUGGUAUCUCGGGAGCACUGAACUUUUUGAACGGAAACGUUUUUUUGAUAAACUGCACUUUCAAAAACAACGAAGGUUUGACUAUGGGGGGACAUAUUUAUAUGAAAACAGGCUUCGGUAUUCUUCACAUUGUGAACAGUACCUUCCUCCAGACGCGCUUGAAUCGGUUUUCUGAUACAAAGCAACGCGGAAUCGGCUCAAGUAAUGGGUGUUUCGUAGUCACAGACAGCACCGGCCCUUUAACUAUUUCAAAUUCGUCUUUUACAGCAAAUGUCAACAUAAACUUUCAUCCAUUUUUAAAGGCUUCUACCAGUAGUCGGAUUAAAAUUGAUGGUGCUUCCUACCUUCGAUGCCCACCCAGAAGGAGGGUCAAACUAGAUAAAGUCCAACAAAACUUAACUGAGGGUCUUGACUUUACCGAGGGAAACAAGACAUGCUGGAUUAGGUUAAACUACUUCAAGGAGUCUUGCGAAGAGUGUCCCGAUAGGUUUUAUAGUCUUCAGAGAGGACUGGCAACUGGUAUGAAUGUAAGCAAGGGAACUGAGUGCCUCGAAUGUCCCUACGGAGCCACUUGUGAACAUGGAAACGUUAAAGCGAAAGAAAACUUUUGGGGCAUGAACGUUUCAGCAAGUUUUCCUAAAAUGCAGUUUUUCCCCUGUCCUUUAGGAUAUUGUGGCAGUCCGAGCGAUUCCAGUGAUUACGUUUACAAUGCCUGUCAUGGAAACAGGAGUGGCGUGCUCUGUGGCAAGUGUUCUGAUGGGUACAGUGAAACGCUAUAUUCACCCUUAUGUAGAGAGAAAGAGAAAUGUAACGAUCACUGGUUUUGGCUAGCUACUACAAUUUACGUGGUUUUCCUGGCACUUUACCUCGUCUUCAAGCCUCCCAUUUUCUCAGAGCUAUACAAGCAUAGUCUGUGGUUUACGAGAAGAACAGAGAUAUUUGAUGUACAGCAAUUGCGACCUUACAAUGAUCAAAACCACGAUCCUGGAUACCUGAAGAUUAUUUUCUAUUUUUAUCAAGUAGUUGAGCUGGUAAUGGUGAAUUCUCCAGAAACGACUCUUACCAUGGUUCCAAUUAUCCCAUCCGUGAUAGCAAUUUUCAAUUUCCAGGUUAAGACAUUGAACGGUAGAAUUGGCUGUCCAUUUCCUGGCCUCACUGCCGUCACCAAGGCUCUCUUUCAGUGUACGAAGUUCCUGGGAACUUUACUUUCGAUUGGUUUUGUUUAUGUCAUCCAUCGAGCUGCCAGCACGUCCAGAUACAUUUCAGUACCAUCGCUAUCAUUAUACCUGGCUGUUGCUUUGGAAACACUGUUGCUUGGUUAUGAAAGACUUGCUGAUACAUCCCUUAAGCUUAUGCAUUGUGUUCCUGUUGAUAAGGAUUGGCGCCUUUUCGUUGAUGGUAACAUUCAAUGUUGGCAGUCGUGGCAGUUCCUGAUGAUCGGGUUUAUAGUGGCAUUUAUCGUUCCUCUUAUCCUGGUUCUCUUCUGGGGAUCACUGCUGCUCGCCAAAGACCAAUUGACUGCUAAAGAAUUUUUACUGGCUUGUGCAUUCCCUCUACCUCGCCUCGUCACCUGGACUAUACGGCACGUUAGAAGGAGAGAUUCUGAACGUGAAGUGUGCUCCCGCAGUGAUACCGAUGAAAUUAAGAAGGUUCUCUAUGGUCCAUUUCGUGAAUCCUCUUCCGGCGACCAUAGCACCCUGUACUGGGAAAGCGUUCUGACUGGCCGGCGAUUGUUACUGUUGAUCAUUCAUACCUUUGCUACCGAUCCUAUAAUACGCUUCGUCUGCUUAAACUGCGCAUGCGUUUUGAUUCUUGUCCAUCAUCUUGCAAUGAGACCAUUCCGCGACCGGAAAGCCAAUGUCUGCGAAGGUCUUUCCCUGCUGAGCCUGGUUGUCAUCUGCUCGUUCAGUUUGGCUGAAGCCACCUAUAUAUCCGAGGGAUUGGAUCCUACAGAAAAGAAUCAAAACCUCUUUCGUGUUUUGCAGUGGAUCGAGAUAGUCCUGAUUGGGUUGUUACCAGCGGCAGCCUGCAUUCUUGUGAUUUUUGCGACGUUGUCUCAAGUCGUUCGGUUGCUGUACCAAUGUAUUGGAUGCCUGUUACGAGUCAUACCGUGCAGAUGCCUCAUCAUGCAGUUGUGGAUGCCGCGUCGACUACCGCGUAAUUGGGAUCAGGAAAACAGAGAAAUAAUAGUGUAACCCUUAAUAGCAAUAUGCUGAUAAACGUUUUGCAAUAACAGAGCGAUCUUUCGCGCGCUAAUUGGUCAAGAGCUAUGGUCCUUGAGACUAUAGACCAUGGAAAGGACGUGAAGAUGACGUAAUUUUUUACUCUUCCUCUUGCGCGUGAUUUUCCAAGAAACUUCAUUGGAAAUGGACGUCAAAAACUGUGCAUGUUAUUGUAAAAAACAAAUCGACAACAAUAUUUUCCAUUUCUAUACUCAUAUAUUGUCCAUAGAGAAGGCGUCAAAAUUUCAAAACUUUGCUGUGAAAUCACUCUCAUACGGCUCGUAGUUCUACUUGAUCAUGAGUUUUGCAGACGCCAUUUCUAUGGUCAAUAAUAGAAGAGACCUCAGAAACAUUUCUGUCGAUUUGUUAAAUAUAUGUAGACGUUCCUUAUAGAUACGGCAACUUUGUCGUUUUAAUAAACGUUAUAGUACAAUAGUGUUACUUAACUUCAAACGUUUAGUUGGGCAAUGUAACCAAGACUUAAUACUACACAAAAAUGAACAACGGAGUCUGUAUCAACAGAAGUUCAUCCUAGUAGCCACCAAGUUGUACUAAUUAACUUACUCUGUUAGAAUUAAGGAACAACUGUUAAAAGGUGUCUUUGACUUAGACACGUACGAGCUGAAGAAGUACACCUAAACUUGAAAAGUCGAACGACGUUUUCAAUUUUGUUUGAGAUAAAAUCAUUCAAAAAGUACAGUGAAUGUGAUUUUGAAAAAUUCCUUUAGUGAUCCCAGAGCAUUGGACGAGAAAUUGGCUUUGGCUUGAAAUUGCAGUUCAAGUAACGAGACCUAAAUUUAAAAAAACUGACAGUUACAAAUGUUCACGUGAAAAUCGGCCUUGCACAUGCGUCCUCUUUCCUCGAGAGUUGCAUGACUUUUUGCGUUUUUGUGCACUAAGUAAUUAAUAAGAUAGGUAAAAUUAGAACUGUAAACUAAAGCCAUAAAUCGCUAUAUUAGAAGAAUACCGUUAUCAAUUUUCGGCUUCGAACGGUAGGCGUUACUAGUACCUAGUAAAUGAAAGGUCGAUUAAAAUUCACUUACACGGUGCCUUUUUUAACAAAUAUCUCUUACAAAGAAAGACUAAUGUCUGUAAACCUACUUCCUGUGUGCUACUGGCACGAGUUACUAGAUCUAGUAUACUUUUACAAGGCCACGCAUAACAUGAUUCACUUAGACCCGUCGGUUGUUCCCUUCGUGCAGGAAUGCGCGCGAAGGACCCGUAUAUCCGUAACGAGCUCUCAAUCUUUUGUGCCUAAAAAAUGCAGGACUUCUACCUUUCAGAAAUCUUUUUUCAUUAGAACCACUAGUAUCCGGAACCUGCUUAUGGACUUGACUUAGACAAUGUUACUUUUGAGAACUUUAAAUCUUUUGUUUACGGUUAUUACUCGCGGGCUCUAGCAAUAAACUAUGACCCGAACUCUCCAAGGAGCUUCAUAAGUAUUUGCCUGAAAUGUAACACAGCCAGGUUUUAGAUCAGGAAAUUAGCUGCUGCAUGUGAUUUAAAUUGCUACUUUUAUAUCUUUUUGUUUUUUGGGUCUGCAGUAAUUGGCUUUAGCUGUUGCGGUGUCCCUGCCCUAAUAUUUGAGUUAUUAUUAGUGUAUUGUUACGUUCUUAUUACUAGUGUUUGCAUAUCUACAGUGUUUUUUUUUUGUAUUCUUCGGGGC
This is a messenger RNA of Porites lobata, 12947 nucleotides long. The record is from the annotation of a GenBank genome assembly. NCBI's taxonomy places the organism in Eukaryota, Metazoa, Cnidaria, Anthozoa, Scleractinia, Poritidae.